AUGAAAACACACCUUUGGGCGUUUCAAUUAUCUUACGAGGAACAAAAAGUGUGAUCGAUACGAUCCAACGGUAACGAUUAAAAUGAAACGUAAACGUAGCUAAGCUCCUGGCUCCAAAAGACGCAUGAUGUCUGUCUAGUAGUCAUGUCCAAUAUGGCGUGUAUAUUGUGAGUUGCAUUAACGUGCAGGUUCUGUUCCUGCUUCUACUGCAAUUAUUUUUUGUGAAUAAAGGGAAUGAGAUAAAUAUAGAAAAUUUGUUGUAAAACAAUGUACAAUGAACUACGGUGGGAAUAUGCCAAAUUGGCACCAAUAUAAUACCUCACAAACAAAUGAAGUUUCAUCUUCUACGCAAAAUAUAAAUUCUGGUCACCUUACAUUCAUUCCUGGUGUCAGUCCUACAUUAAAUCCAAUUAGCCUUAACUCAGAGGGCCUAAAUAAGCAUCAGAAUGAUGCAAAUUACAAUUCAAGAAAUUUUCAAUCUUUUAACAAUGCCUCAAAUGGUUCAACUAUUCCAAAUAAUAGCCCUCUUGCAUCUAUGGUGCAAAUGCAGAAUUGCAUUGGCCAUUAUGGUUCUUCAAAUACAAGAAAUCCUAUGUUAGAUAACAUAAAUGCUUCUGUGGAUCCUAGAAACACUACAAUUGGAACUAUAAAUGAUGAAAUAGGAUACAGAAGUAAUCAGGUGCCUUUCAAUGGACCUAUAGGUCAUCUAAAUGGACCAAACUGCAAUUUAAAUGCACCUUCUGGACCUAGAACAGGGCCUGGGUCUAUCCCUGGACCUAGAACUAAUGGACUUGGAACCAAUCCUAGCACUGGAACUGGUCCCAGUUCUAUGUUUGGGCCUAGUUCCAGACAUGGACCGGCACUAGGAACUGGAUCAAGCUCUGGAAAUAUGGGACCAAGAAAUACUAAUAUUAAUUCACUACCUCCUGGGAAACCUGGCCCCUCUUCUUCGUUUAUCCCUUGUAAAGGUUUGUGUUGCAAUUCAGAUCCUAAUAUUAAUUAUCAGCAGUGGGAGAAGUUUGGAUCCUAUCAAAAUAAUACAUCAUAUAGAGAUAAUGUACAUUCAUCUAAUUAUCAGAUUGAAAAUAAACAUUUUGGAAAUAAUUGUAAUUUUAGAAAAGAUAAUUUAGAAGGUAAAGAAGUAAUGAGUCCCGUAUUACCUAAUGCGCCCACUAUAGAUCAUAGAAGAAAUUUUGCAGAUUAUAAAUAUCAUAAGGAUCAUCUAAUGCAUAGAAAUUAUGUAACAUCUUCAGGAAUGUUUCACAAUUAUUCCAUGCAAAAUUACAAUUAUUCUACAGAGCAUCAAAAAUAUCCAUAUCCAGUAAAAGAACAUACAAGGACGAAUAAUAUGAACAUGCCGAAUUCAGGAAUACUUAAACAUCAAGAACAAAAUUUCAUUCCCCAACAAAAGUUCAAUAAUAAACAAUUCCAAUAUCAGAAUGGGAAUAUGUUACCCAAAGGGAUGCCUAAUUUAAACGUAAAUACAAAUAUGGCAUCAUCCUCUCAAAAUCCAUAUUUUAAUUCGCAAUUUCCAAGAAACAUUUCUGCAGAAAUGCCUCACGAAUGUCAAGAAACCACUGAUAAUGCUGCAAUGAUAAACAGAAUGCAGAAUACCUUUAUGCACAACUCUUCUCCACAACAUCAAGUAUAUCAACAUAAAAUAGCAAUGCAAAAAUUUUCAAUAGAAAAUCAUCUUAGAGAACUGAGCAGGAUACCUGGCUAUCAAUCCCAUCCCAAAUAUAAAGAAUGUAUUCUCAGAUACAGAGAAGUAUUAAAAUUACAACAAUCAUCUGGAUAUCAAAAUCCAGUUCAACAAACCCCACGUGUAGCAACACCGAUAAACACAAUGCCUCCUAUUAAUUUGCAGUUCGAUCAGAAUGGUAUGUUGAUAAAUUCCAAUUAUCUACCGGAUAAUUUUCCCAAAUUGCAACAUGCACCGAUCAUGGAACAAACAUCAAAAGACAUUGAUAAACAAAAUAAAACUCAAGAUAUUGGUAUAGUUAACGAAAAAUGUCAACAAUCGCAGCAAUCAGACCAAUUAAUGAUUCCCCAGCAAAGCGAGCAUGUUCCUUCUUCUUGUACAGAGACAUUUCAAAAGCAGAAUCAAUUCUCGAUACACGAAGAUUUCAAUCAAAAUCAAUUAAAAGUACAAACGAGUGAGAGUCACAGCUUUAAUACUUUAAAUACUAACACUAGCAACGAAACAAUAAUGCAGCAAAAAACUUCGAAAGAGUUUGCCAAUAAACCGGAUUUGGACGUCAGACAAUUCUUGGCUAAUUGGGAUGAAACUGACGAUGAAGAUGGAACGACUAACUUGCCAGACACCGUUCUAAGUGAGACAACCCCGGUCGUUGUGGUAAGUUACGAAAAUAUUGAUCUUUCAUCGAAAACAACACAAAAUACAGAAGAAAUAUCGAGGAAAAAUAAUUUCUGUUCAAAUGAUACCAUUGAAAAUAACAAAGAAGGCGAAACGAAUGUAAUAACAGCCCAAGAUUGUUUGACGAUAUCCUAUUCAGCGUCUGACAAUUCUCAAAUUGUAAAAACUUCCAAAAGAACUAUAGGAGAAGGCGUUGUAAAACCUGGAAGCAUUAUACACUGUAUCAGCAACGGUCCCGACGACAUACCUACGAUUCACAUAGUGGACAAUUUAGAAAUAAGCAACAUCCUGGGGGCGCCUGAUGAUCAGGUUAUACAAACAUUGGAGAAACAGAAGACAAUACCAUUUUUCAGGGAAUCGAAUAAUGAUGACGAAACAGAUGCGAUAGUACGCGAAAGUGCAGAAGAGCAGGAGACCAAGAGCGACACAACUCCUAUACUGCCUACUCCUGAUUAUACUCCGUCUUUGGAUAAUAUUAAUAAAAAUACAAGUGUAAAGAACUCGAGCAUAUCCGAAACUAUGAAAACGGUUACAAUAAACACAAAUCACGAAUUAAGGGUGUUAUCAACGUCGGAAAAGGAGAAUCUAGACGUUGGUGAUAACAUAGAAUUGAAGAAACAGCACAGUUUCGAAGAAUCCCAUAAUCCUGACGAUAUUAGUUUACCAGAUUUGCCAACGUCCGAAUGCACACCGAUAUCUACUACGUUGAACACCCCUAUUCAUUCCGACACCGAGGAAUCAUCGUCUCGUAACAUAGAGGAUUUAUCAAUAUCCACAAAUCCCAUAGAGGUGAUGCAAAACAGUCCAGUAAUCAGUUUUACACAGUUAAAUAGCGAGGAUAAAGUGAAGAAUAGAUCUCUCGAUACUUUGGAUCUCGAGUUUCAAAAGGAAAAUAAUAAUAAUAAUAAUAAUCAUCAUCAUCAUAAGAGCAACGAGAUCGAUACCUCGAACGAACAAGAGGUAAGCGAUUUUGAUUUCUCGAACAAUUCUAAAACAAAAUCGAACGAGAUAACGAGAAAUAGACAGACGAAGAAUUUUGAGGUUAACAGUUCGAGAAAGAAAGCGUGCCUGAUGGACGGCAAAGAGGAGGAUGCAACGAACACAUGCGAUGUUCUAACAUCCAUCGAGUAUGAAUCGGAGGUUGAGGAUUACGUGCACGAGAGAAAACACAAAAGAAGAUCGAUAGAAACGACGAUAAGAGGUGGAAUUCAAAAGCGUGACACAGGCGAUAACGUCAAUUCUAAUGCAAAUUUAAGCCGAACGAUGGCGUCCGACGACGAGUCGCAAGCAUUGAAAAAUGAUAAAGAGUUGUACAGAAGGAAACGGAUAAAGGAUGUGUCAACAAACACUUCCUGUUCAACGUCCUGUGAGCAUGAUUUAAACAUUAAAAAAAGGAUAAAAGAGGGGGCUGGUUGGAAGGACAAGUGUACGGAUAAAUAUUCGGAUAAGAAUGUCGGAUCUCAGAAAAAGGAUAUCGAUCAUUCGAAACAAUCGAAAGUCUCUGAUACUAUGAGAAAGUUAGACGAUUCGAGCUCGAUCGAAAGUGAAGAGCAUUCCGUGUGCCAUAUGACUUCUCAAUGCAAACACUGUUCCGUUGCUGUGAUAAAGGAUAACGUUGCCUUAAACGAUAAGAGAACACACGGCAGCGCGGACAGAAUGACGAGUUUAAAGGAGUCCAAGAAUACCAAAGAGCUUCCCGAAGAGACGGAAAAUAGAAAGCACGUAUCCGGCAAAACGACGUUCCACGAGAGCAUUCAAUCUCAAACUUCUAAAUUGUUGCAGAAAGAUUUGAAAACGACGGUGGACGGGGAUGUCAGAUACACCGCCGAGGAGAUGCGUUUACUGAAAGAGUAUAGGAGAACGAAAGAGAAGAUGUAUCAGGAUACGCGUGACGAGAAGAAGAGGUUAAAAAUAGGUGGUCACAAAGCGAGAUGUUCGAGGCAGAGCACCGAGAUACCAGGGAUACCGCGCAAAGCGUGUCUGGAAAAUUCAAUAUCUUCUAUAGUAAAUUCGGGGAAUCUCGUGACGCAGGAGGAGGCUAAGAAGGGCCAUCCGAAAAAUUUAGUAAAAAGCCCCGAUUUUGGUAUUCAAGUGGCGAACGUGAACUUGAAGAUUAAGGAUAACGAUAUCGGUAAGAAAUUAAUUCUCGGCGAUAAAUCAUCAGGCCACCAUCAGGAACACGCGAAAGAUUCUUUGGAGGGAAUCCAAAUUGAGAUCAACGUUUCGUGCACGGACAGAAACGCGAAGGGGCAGGAGCAGCGAUUGUUGUACGACGACCAUAACCUGUACGAGAUCCACGAUCCCCCUUCUUUUUCCAACACGUUGGAACGUAGAUCGCACGCCAAUCAGGAGAACGAUACGAAAUUAUCCGACAGAGAUCAGGGAUCAUGUGAAAAAUUCGAUGAUCCCUCGGUAGAUGCUAUCGAAUCGAGCCAGGAUAAAAGCGAAGGUGAGAAAAAUUUGAGGGCGGUGAGAAAGGAUGGGGGGAGAGGCUCGUUGGAAGGAAACGAGGAAAUGAAUUCUGGCGUUCCUGAAGAAACUUUAAACGAUUACACGUCGGAUAAUCGAUUCAUAAAUAAAUCCUUGUGCAACGAGGAUGUAUCUUGCAAGGAUAAAACCGAGGCAAUUCAGGGUGUUAAUUACGAAAUCGAUCCUAUGGAUGUAAUCAAAUCAAAAAGCGCAAUAUCAAGUACUGCCAUAAUCGAUGCAAAUAAUAAAAUUAAGGGGAGGAAUAAGGUGGAGAACGAGAAUAGGGAAGAUAAUAAUUCCAUUCGGGUGAUGAAUGAUGAUCGGAUAGGAAAGAAGAAUAGUUCCACGAGUUCGAUCGAUGUCUCGAGUGUAAUAAUGGAAAAGGAGAUGGAGUGUCUCUCGAAGACUUCUACAAAACUGCCGGAAAGCAACUUUGAGUUAAGAAGCAAUUCGUUAAGUAAUUUGGAUUUAAAGAAUUUAAAAUAUUCUGGUAUUGAUUUAGAUUGUGAUCACAGGCCAGACGAGGGAUCGGAAAAGGAUGAAGUGUGCGCGGGCAGAUGGAAGAAGCCAAAGAUGGACGACAUUUUCGAAGACUGCGAAAUGUUUCAAAGUAGCAAUGGAUACAUAAAUCCCAUAUUCUCGAGUAUAGAUAAGCUAGAAGAUCUGCACACAGUUCCUGUAUACACAACCAAAGAUGGAAAAAUAUCUUAUAGUCCUAAUCGAAGAUUCACUUAUCACGAAUUGAUGAUGGAGGCCCGUAAACGAGACUCUUACUCUUCCGUGAAAAAAUCUCAUUACACGGAUAAUUGGAACAAUUAUUACAAUUCUUCGAAGUUUCGUAAAUUGUACAAGAGAAAGCGACACCACGGCCUUAGCGAAAGGAAGAAAUACGAAUAUAAGAAUACAAAGUACCUUUAUGAUAGGAAAAGAAACAAUUCGGAUGAAUUUUACAGUAAAAAUCAUGUUAAGUACAAAGAUUACGUUCACAGCAUUAGGAACAAUAAUGCCGUUUGGACCGAUCAUUAUAAAAUGGAUAAAAUGUACAGCAGCAGUGAUUCCGAUGAACAGAUUAUGGAUCGCAAUAAAAAUUGCAUUAUCGAAGCGAGUAAUUGUAAGAAAGAUCAGAAUACGAGCAGUAAAUGUGUAUCUAAGAAAGAUGAAUCGAUUGGGAUCGAGAAAUUAGAUUUGGAGUCUAAAAAUGAAGAGAAUAAUGGUACCGAUAAUUUAUCGAAUAAAGAUAAAGAUUUAGAUUUAGGAGACCCGCAACCAGUUGAAUUUAAUAUCCUUGAUAAAAGUAAUGAAGAUUGCGAAAUUACCAAUUAUACAAACAAUCCUGAUAUGCAAUCGAAUAUUGCAUCAACUUCUGUAGAGUUGGAUCACGAAAAUGCGGGAAAUAAAAAACAAAAUGUGGAAAAUAAUGUAGAUAAAUGUUUAGAUGAUUCAGAAUUGAAUAACUUAAAGCCAGAACAAGAAGGAGAAAAUCUUCGAAUAAAUGAAAAUGAAAAUUCGAAAAAUGAAUGCACUAAUAAAAUUAUCGAUAAAAUUGAAUUGGAAAAUGAAAUUAUUCAUGAAAGUGAAGAGAAGGAGGGUGUAAAUGAGAAGGAGAGCGUAGAUGAGAAGGAUGAGUCAACUUCGAAACAAGAAAAAUCCUCAAUGAAUAAAGAUAUGCCAGAAAUUAAUUUGAGCGAUCUCGAAGAAGAAAAGAAUGAUAAAAACGUUGUUUCGGAGGGAACAGAUAUCAAACAGCAUGAAGAAGAAAUUGAUGCGAAUGUGUUUGAUGAUCAAACUCCUCCAGAAACUGAAAAGAAUUUUGAAAGUAUAGAGCAUAGUGUAGAAAUUAACAAAAAUUCAGAAACUGACCAAGUUGAUAUAUCAGAGCCUGUAAUUGAUGCGACAAAUGAAGUUUCAGAACUUCAAGUAGAAUCUAACGGAUUCGAUCAAAUUUCGCAAGAAUUUUUGAAUCCGGAAAAACCAAACGACGUGUUUAAUGAAAUUGUCGAAAAAUGUGAGAAAGAUAUCGGUGAAGAAAAUAUCUUGGAUUGUGAAAAAGAAAGUGUGCAAUUCAUCACGGAAGUUGAAAUUUCUAGUGAAAAUCAAGGGCACGAAGAAGAUUUGAACGAGGUAAAAGAAAAAGAUGCUGAGCUUUUGAAUUAUAAUAAUGAUGAUAAUUCGUUGAAAGAUACUUCCGUUUCUGUAAUGGAACAAGAGGAAUCCGAAUCUCAAUUAAUGUUGACAGAUUUAACGGAUCGAUACAUUUCUGUUGAAACGAUCGAAUACGAUGAAAAUAUUAAUGCAGAUUCUGAUCAAAUAGAUGACGAACAAAAUUUUUCCGAAGAGCAAAAUUUUGUUGGUUUUCCAGAAGAUCAAAUUGACAUUGAAGAUAAAUGUAUCACCGAAACUGUAUCAAAUAAAGGUGAAAUAGAAGUUAUUCUGUCAAAUAUAGAGGAAACUUUAGUCGAAGAAACAAUAGGAAAUGAUGGUUUAAGGAUCGAGAACGAACAAGAUGAUUUGCUAACUGUCUCUGAGAUAAAUUGCGAUCAAGAUUCAUUAGUAGAAAAAGAAACGCUUAUUUUCAAUACGUAUUGUGCUAACUCGCCAGGUAUGGACGUUGAAAUUAACAAAAAUAAGACUGAAGAAGAUGAAUCAAAAGAAGAGAAAAUUCCUCACGAAAAAGUUAAUAAUAAAAAUUUAAUUAAUUCGUCGGAUAGCAAUACAGACGUGGAGGCAAUACCCAAACUGAUUAUAAAGAAAGCUGACGCGUCAAAUUUGAAAUCAGAGUGUUCAAUAGAUCAUACAGAUUCUUCUGAAAGUUACAAUAAAUACGAUACGAAAUUAUUAUCUGAAUUACGUCCAAAAAUACCAAAGGUGAUCAUUAUGAAAAAUAGAUCACGAUCGGUGACUCCAACGGUUGAAAUUUUAGAAAAAUCUAAAUAUGAUAAAACACAAUCUUUUAUUCCAGAGCAAAACAAAAAUAUGGAUAUGGAUGACAAAAAUGUUGAAUCAUAUACUUUAAAAUACAGUAAUUACGAAAAUAAAGUACCUAAGGUGAGAAUAAAAUUGGAGGAUAUAUCAUCGAAAGAUUUGAAAUUAUAUUUAAAACGAAAAGCUACUAAGAAGACUAUUCCAAAGGUGAGAAUUAAGAAACUUAAAACGCAAGAGAGUGAAAGGUUUGAGAUGGAGAAUAGUUCAGGGACAGAAGGAGAAGCGGAAACUUCUUCUGAUGAAGAAGAUACAAAUUUUCACGAAUCCAGCGAUAUGGAAAGCGAAAGAAUACCAAAACUAAAAUUGAAAAAACAAGAAGAAAAUAAAUAUUUUUCACCAGAAAGAAAUAAAGGAAAAGAUUCGAGUAUUUCCAAAAUUUCCUUGAAAAAAAGCAAAAGAACAAAGGAAGAAGAUUCGAAACACACUGCCAAUAAGAACACGGCAAUUAACGAUGAAUUAAAGAAGAAGUUUCCUCAAUGCAUUAUCGAGAAAAUUCCUAAGGUUAUAAUAAAAAGAACGCAGAUUGGAACAGAAUUUAAAUGCGAAAUUAGUAAAAGUAAAAAGACUUCAAUCGCUGAAACUUCAAAAUGGCAACCGAAAGUAAAAUUACAAAGAUUAAAUGUUCUGGAUUAUAUGGUGAAAGAUUUGAAACAAUCGAAAAGUAUCAUUGAUACGGCCACUCACGUAAAGGAUAAUAAAGAUAAUGAUAUUAGUAAUGAGGUUGCAAUUGACAAUAAUAAAAUAAAAUUAUCUAGAUCUAAUUCAGUAUCCAAUUUAUCUCCUACUAAAUGCAAACAGAGAAGAUUAUCAGACUCUGGUUUUAUAAAAAUACACUCGAAAUCAAUUACUGAAUUCGAUGAUAACUUAGAUGAUAAUAUGGAUGAUAAUAUUUUCAAAUCAAACAAUAAUGAAAGUAAAAAUUUAAAGAAGAAGGAGAAGAAGAAAUUAUUUUCUCAAAAUGAACAAAUGUAUUGUAAUUAUAAUGAUGAGAGCGAGGAUGAAAUAAAAGAGACUGUCACGAAACAUUCCUUUAGAAAUAUUUUAACGAACGAAAACAACGAUCUGAUGGUUGUGAAGAAGAAAUACUCAUCAUUUGGGACCAAGGGAAGUACAUCUCUUAUAGAAGAUAAAUUUCUAGAUUCUGUCACAUGUUUAGAUAAUAAUGAUAAUGAUAGUUCAAUAAUUAAAAUCGAUUCUUCUGAUGAAAGUCAAACUACCAUAGAAAUUCUUCCAGCAUCACCAAAUAGUAGCGAUGAUGAACCAAAGAAUUCUGAAUCUGAAAAUACUAGUAAAAUAAACAUGGUAAAUGCAAUCCCAACUCAAUUGGAAUUAGAAUUGGAGCUUAUUGAUAACAAUAAUAUGUAUUCUGAUAUAUUUGCAUCGAAAAUAGACUAUGCAUCGCAUUCUAAAAACAAAUAUAUUAAUCAAGAAUCGACUGAAUCAUAUUUCGAUGAAUUUCAACAUUUCUCACAAGAUACUUUUGAUCAAAACGAUCAUAUCUUAAUAAAUAACAAUCAACAAUUGUAUAAUUCAGAAAAAGAAUCAAAUGAUUAUUUUUAUUGCAAUGAUUUAUUGGUUAAAGAAGUAUUAGCUGCUAAGGAAACAUUGAAGAAAUGUUUGACUCGACCAGAAAACAUAGAUAUAGAAGAAAGAAAAUCGCGAUUGAAAACAGUAGCUGAAAAGAAGCAAGGUUUAAGUUUCAGUUUUAACAAUUUUGGAAAAUCAUUAGAUAAAUUUGAAAAAGUAUGUACUAACAAAGAAAAUGAUGAAGUAAAAAAGGAUAGAACAUCUAAAAAUUUAGAAAAGAAAGGACACAAAUUUCCUCGUAAAAUGAAAACGGAAGAAAUUGAAGAAAGUUGUUCAAAACAAGAUGAAAGUUUUUCUCUGGUUUGCCCUACAGCUUCCACACACGAAGAGAAUAAUAUUUCCGAAUUGACAACGAUUUCGUUAAAAGCUUCUAAAAAAUUUGAUAAAACAACAAUGAACAACAAGGCAUCCCUGAAUAAUUCUGAUCCAUUACAUAACAACACAAAAGAAUUGCAGGAGGAAAAAUCUCAGAAAAAAAACAAUAGCAGCGAAUAUCAAAAAGAAAAUGAUAAUUCAAAUGAUACAAAGACAAAAGAGGAUAAUAUGCCAUUAUUAGUGCCAGAGUUUUCUUUAAAUUUUGAUUCCAAUUCAGAUAGAGAUAAUUCCAGAUCUCCACCUGUUAUAACGAAUCAAGAAGAACAAAUGAUAGGAGAUGUAAAGUUAAUGGAAAGUAAAAUGAUAAGUCAAAUUGAAAAAAUAGAUGAAAAUAAAAAACAUUCCUAUAAAGACUGUGAAAUGACAAUUGCUGAUAUUAUAACGCAAUUAGCUUAUCAUGAAAAGGCAACAAUAAAACAUAAAAGAUAUUGCAAUUUGUGCGAAAGAUGGUUUCCUACAACUUCACGACAUCGUCGACAUUUAGCUGGAUAUCAACAUCGUUAUAUGGAAUUGACACAACGUAAAAGUAUACACGCGCUUUUUAUUCUUUUUACUGGCAAACCAUGUCCAAGACUUUUGCCAGCAAAUAUCAUUCGCACUGAUUGUUCUAUAGGAGAAUUAACACCUUUGCAAAUUGCAGUUCAGGAUGUUGCAAAAUGUGUUGAAUAUGUGCAACCGGAUCAUAAGACAAAAGAAUAAUAAUAAUGAGUUAUUAUAAAUUAUUUUGGCUGCAUAGAUGAUUUCCUGUGAUUAUAUAUACUGAAACAAAUGAUGUGAGUACCUUUGAAAAAUGUACUAUAAUGAUAAACACAAAAUGAAUUCUGUGACUCUUUUAAUCUCAAUGAAAUUGUAUAUUUUCAAUAUGAUUACUAUUCUUGGCAAUCAUAUUAUAUCAUUAUAUAAUAUAUAUAUAUAUAUAAAAACAAUGAAAUUAACAUCUGUGAGCUUUGCAAAAAAAGAAAGCUUUGUUGAUUGAUGUUAAUUGUUAAGUUACUUGAAAAUUACUUUAAGUAGUUAGAUAUUUAGCCAAAGAUUUUAGCAAAAAAAAAAAAAAAAAAAAA
Molecule: messenger RNA, 10851 nt
Organism: Apis dorsata (giant honeybee)
Lineage: Eukaryota; Metazoa; Arthropoda; Insecta; Hymenoptera; Apidae
Product: protein PF14_0175-like
Exons: 4
Coding region: 275-10489 (3404 amino acids)
Source: RefSeq, a predicted model, not a curated record